ACAUUACUAUUAGCAUUGAUUAAUUGGUUAAAGCUAGGCAUUAGCAUUGCCAGAGCGAAUCACUCCAAUACAUCCUUUUGUUUACCUGACAAACCUGAAAUACAAAAAUUUUCAAAUAUGAUAGAAACUAUAAUUAUCAAAUGUUGUUCCUGUCAGAAACAUUUUUGGGUAGCAAAAGGUGCGAAAACAAGCAGAUGUAUAUCCUGCAAGCGUGUUAAUACCCUUCCACGCAACGAACAAUCAAGAGUGUUUUUUAUUAAAGACCCUAAAGUGACUACUGCUAAUUCUAAAGAAGAAAUACUACCGAGAAAGAAAGCAGUUCUCUGUGGAGUGAGUUACUAUCAGAAGAAGUACAAGUUGAAGGGAACUAUUAACGAUGUCAAGGACAUGAGAAAUUUGCUUAUUUCUUACUUUAGGUUUCCACAAGAUUCUAUUCUGCAACUUACAGAGGAACAAGACCCUGAACUAAUUCCUACAAGAAAGAACAUUGAGAAGGCAUUGAAAUGGCUUGUAGAGGGUUGCCGUUCCGGCGACUCACUGGUAUUUUACUUUGCCGGACAUGGGUCACAAGUGGAUGAUAGUGACGGGGAUGAGAUUGAUGAACUUGAUGAAACGAUUUGCCCACUUGAUUUUCAAGUGAAUGGAAAGAUCGUUGAUGAUUAUAUCAAUUCUGUAAUUGUUAGACCUCUUGUAGAAGGUGUCACACUUCAUGCCAUUAUUGAUACUUGUCAUAGUGCAACAAUGCUAGAUCUUCCAUUUAUGUGCAACGCAAAACAGAAGAAGUGGGUGGAGAAUCCUCCUCCAUCAGGGGCCAAUAAGGGCACAAGUGGUGGAUUGGCCAUUUGUAUAAGUGCCUGUAGAGAUGAUCAAAAAGUUGUUGAUUCAUCUGCUUUAUGUGGAAAGGGAAACCUGACCUAUAACUUAAUUCAAGAGAUAAAUGAAAACCCUGGAUUGUCAUAUGAUGCCCUAAUUACAUCUGUUCAGAAUAACAUUGACAAAGCUAUUGAAGCACCAGGCUGUAAAACCUGGUUUCUAAGGAAAUUUUUUAAGAAUUCUUUUUUACAGGAGGUUCAACUCUCAUCUUCCGAAAAGUUUGACAUUUACAAUAAGAAAUUCAAGUUGUAGUCUAUGAGUGAUUGUACAUGACUUUUGUCUUCUUUCUUUUUUUUUUUUUCUCUCCUCAUUACUGUACAUUUUACAUUAUGUAUAAAAUAA
Molecule: messenger RNA, 1215 nt
Organism: Jatropha curcas
Lineage: Eukaryota; Viridiplantae; Streptophyta; Magnoliopsida; Malpighiales; Euphorbiaceae
Product: metacaspase-1
Biological process (GO): proteolysis
Cellular component (GO): cytoplasm
Molecular function (GO): cysteine-type endopeptidase activity
Source: RefSeq, a predicted model, not a curated record